This is a messenger RNA of Triplophysa dalaica, 3778 nucleotides long. RefSeq names its product procollagen-lysine, 2-oxoglutarate 5-dioxygenase 3 (gene plod3). Gene Ontology annotation, biological process: peptidyl-lysine hydroxylation. Lineage: Eukaryota; Metazoa; Chordata; Actinopteri; Cypriniformes; Nemacheilidae. Gene Ontology annotation, molecular function: procollagen-lysine 5-dioxygenase activity; procollagen glucosyltransferase activity; iron ion binding. Gene Ontology annotation, cellular component: endoplasmic reticulum. The record is from RefSeq and is a predicted model, not a curated record. The transcript is spliced from 19 exons. The coding region runs from base 150 to 2345 and encodes 731 amino acids.
ACGAUAAAAUUCCUGCGUUCCGCCAGCGGACUCCGCGAGAGUUCUGUGCUCGAGCGACGAGCGAACCGAACCGAACCGAACCGAACCGGGAGAAACGGAACGAUACGGAACGAUACGCACACGACGGACUGUGGUGACCUGCGAGCACGAUGAACGCGGUGCGCGUGACCCUGCUCGUGAUUCUGGGCUCCGUCCAGUUGUGCGGAGCCGAACCGCGGCCCGGAGCUCCAGAUGACCUAUUGGUGAUCACUGCAGCUACAGAAGUGACAGAUGGAUUUCAGAGGUUCAUGCGGACUGUGAGACAGUUUAACUUCACUGUUCAGGUUCUGGGUCUUGGUGAGGAGUGGCAGGGGGGUGAUGUGGCCAGGACUGUCGGUGGGGGUCAGAAAGUUCGCUGGCUAAAGAAAGAACUACAAAAACACAAAGACAAACAAAACACUGUCAUCAUGUUUGUAGACAGUUAUGAUGUGAUUUUAGCCAGUGGUCCCGAGGAGCUUCUUGUGAAGUUUUCUCAGUUCGCUCAUCGUGUGGUUUUCUCUGCGGAGGGUUUCUGCUGGCCGGAUCAGAGACUCGCCUCUAAAUAUCCUGUAGUGCACAAUGGCAAGCGCUACCUCAACUCCGGCGGUUUCAUUGGUUAUGCUCCUGAGAUUCAUGCGAUAGUCCAGCAAUGGAAAUACAAAGACAAUGAUGACGAUCAGCUGUUCUACACUCGGAUCUACCUGGACAAAGAGCAGAGGGGGAAGCACAACAUUACACUGGACCACAAAUCACACAUCUUUCAGAACCUCAAUGGAGCUAUAGAGGAAGUCGUACUAAAGUUUGAGAAGUCUAGAGUCAGAGCAAGGAAUGUGGCCUAUGACACACUUCCUGUCGUCAUCCAUGGCAACGGGCCAACUAAGCUUCAGCUGAAUUAUUUAGGGAACUAUGUCCCGACGGCAUGGACGUAUGAACAUGGCUGUGGUGUCUGUGAUGAUAAUCUGCUGGAUCUCAGUCGGUUAUCUGAGGAAGAGAUGCCGCUGGUUCAUAUCGCUGUAUUUAUCCAGCAGCCAACGCCAUUUCUGCAGGAAUUUCUGGAGAGAUUGGCAACACUAAACUACCCGCAUACGCGCUUACGACUCUUCAUACACAACAAUGUUGUGUAUCAUGAGCAGCAUGUGGAGAGAUUCUGGUCACGUCAUCGCUCUCUGUUUCCCGGAGCCAAGAUUGUCGGGCCAGAGGAAAACCUCCGGCAGGAUCAGGCCAGGACUAUGGCAGUUGAGUUGUGCCGGAAGGAUGUGUCCUGUGAUUAUUUCUUCAGUAUCGACUCUGACGUGGCUCUGACCAAUCCUGAUGUUUUACAGAUUCUCAUUCAAGAGAACAAGGGUGUCAUCGCACCCAUGUUGUCUCGACACGGCAAGCUCUGGUCAAACUUCUGGGGUGCUUUGAGUCCCGAAGGCUUCUACUCUCGUUCUGAAGAUUAUAUUGACAUCGUCCAGAGCAAACGAGCGGGUCUGUGGAACGUUCCCUACAUUACUCAGGUGUAUCUGAUUCGUGGAGAGACUCUUCGCACGCGUCUGGCUGCUGUCUCUCUGUAUCAGCAGGAGGGGAUGGAUGCAGACAUGGCUUUCUGUAAAGGUGUCAGAGACCAGGGUGUGUUUAUGUUUGUGUCAAACACAGAUGAGUUCGGACGUCUGAUCUCCUCCACUAACUACAACAUCAGUCGUCUUCAUCCAGAUAUGUGGCAAAUAUUUGAUAAUCCCACGGAUUGGAGAGAGAAAUAUAUCCAUGAGAAUUAUUCCAGGAUAUUUGAGGAUGGUAUAGAUGUUGAGCAGCCCUGUCCAGAUGUCUACUGGUUUCCAGCGUUCUCUGACAGGAUGUGUGAUGAGCUUGUUGAAACUAUGGAGCACAACGGCCAGUGGUCUGGAGGAAAACACAAGGACGAGCGCUUAUCUGGUGGUUAUGAGAACGUUCCUACAGUAGAUAUUCACAUGAAUCAGAUCCAUUUUGAGAAGGAGUGGCUGAAGUUUCUUAAAGAUUACAUCGCUCCCGUAACAGAAAAGUUAUACCCAGGAUAUUAUCCCAAGGCUCAAGCUGUGAUGAACUUUGUGGUUCGCUAUCGUCCCGAUGAGCAGCCGUCUCUCCGGCCGCAUCAUGAUUCCUCCACAUUCACCAUCAACAUCGCUCUCAACAGUAAAGGCAAAGAUUACCAGGGUGGAGGUUGCAGGUUUUUGCGUUACGGCUGUACGGUGGAAUCGCCGAGGAAGGGUUGGUCAUUCAUGCAUCCCGGUCGUCUGACGCACUAUCAUGAGGGUCUUCCUGUCACACGAGGAACACGAUACAUCAUGGUGUCAUUCGUUGACCCGUGAGAGAUGGGUGUGUGUAUGUUAAUCUGCUCAUGAAACUAGGGCUGGGCCGAUAAACGAUAUCAUACCGAAUUGCGAUAGAUUUUACAUCGAUAACGACGAUAAACUAUUGGUAUUUUGACUCGAUAUGGAUUAAUCUUUCAGACAGCUGAAAUAAACGCAACACUCGGUCAGUGUGCAGCUUUUAGCAUGCACGUCAAAGUACAUGUCAUACCGCACUUGGCAAAGAAAAACUCGACAUGAGGAGGAAAAAAUGACUGUAAGCGGAAACAAAAGUCAAACUAACCUGGAGUUGUGUAAUUUUCCUUCGCAAUCACCGGUUAAACAAAACAAACUUGAGACGCAAUUGCAAGUGAGUUACUUAGAAACUCAAGCACAAACGUUUUUAUAUCCAUCGUAAACAUAUCUGAUAACAUGAGCUGGUGCAUAUGAAACAAACCAGCGCUGCCGUGUACAGAUUAGAGAUGUAAUGUAGUGAGUUUGUUUGCACAUUUAGGCCAGGUUUCACAGACACGGCUUAUUUUAAACCUGGAUUAUCCCUUAGUUGCAUUAAGAUAUUUAUGUUGCUUUUAUAAAAAUGCCUUAGAAUAAUACAUUACUGGUGUGCAUACUGAGACAAAACAAUGGCACUGAUAUAUUAAGAUAUUUCUGGGCAAGUUAUAUUCAGUUAAGACAUGUCACAUAUUCAUUUUAGUCUGGGACUAGCCUUAAAACGUGUCUGUCAAACCAGGCCUAAAAGAUUUAACCUUGUAUGUAACACGCUUGCAUGAUCAAAGAAAUGUGCAACAGUUUAUGUGAGAUGUCUUUUUGAAAGACUAAGGUUCACUGAACGCAUUGAUACCAGCAAGACAUUAUUGCAGCGUCAUGUAUGUGCACAGGUGCUGAGCCAAUAGCUUUCGAACGUGCUCUGUAUUGGAGCUCUUUCAUUGGUUGAAUGAACAUUCCCUUUAGUUAACGAGUCAAUUGAAUCAAAAUGAGACAGAAUGAACUGGUACAUGUUCCUUAUGUCCUUAUAUGCUCUUGUGUUGCAGCAGUGCAUGUCUAACUAGGUAAUAUCAAUGAUUUGGUUUAAUUGAACUGUUUUGUUAAUGAACUGUAUUUAAAAUAAUUAUUUUAAAUACUGUUUUUUAAUUAUUUAUAAAUAUCUAAACAAAUAUCGUUAUCAAUCAGUUUACAUUUUUGUCAUAUCGCCCAGCCCUAAUUAAAACAUCAGAUGUUACUGUUGAGCAGAUUGUCAGAAGUGCUCUCUAACUUCUGUUUCAUCCAAACAUUCACACCUGUAGUUCUUUUUAAAAGUGGGAUGAAAUAUUUUGUUUUACUUGAUUUCAAUUGUUUUAAAGAGAGUCUAACCAGAUGUUUCUUUUUAUACUCAAAGCUUUGUACAAAUCGCUUUAAAUUAUUUGUUGGCUUUGAAAAAAUAAAUAUUGAAAUGAAAA